UGGUUGCUAUGGCAAAAAAUAGAUGAAAAGUAUGGUGAAUAUGGUAUGAAAAUAUUUUCAUGAAACUUGAAGUAUGGCAAUACAGCCUUAUAGAUAUUUAUUAUUGAUAAUAAAAUUAUGUACAUGUAUGAUUGCACCAAAAAAUGUCAAAAUGUAAAAUUCUUUGUAGAGAAAUUGUCCAUUGCAAUAAGAUUGAUUUUCAAUGAAGGACAUUUGAUUUGAUGUUCUUGAGAUAUAUUAGGCCACUGUAUGUUGAACAGACUGACUAAAACCACAAAUUUUACAGUAUACAAUUGGCAUGUUUGAAAAUUACUGUAUAAAUCUGUUACAGAAUUAUUUGUAUGAUAAUUUAUGUUGUAGGAGAUAAAAAGACUCAAAGUAGAAGAUUCUCCUAAACAAAAACAGCUAGAAUAUGAAAAGGCUAAAUCAGAAUGGCGGAAAGAGCUGAUAGAACAGUAUGACAAAACCCUGCUGCAGGUUCCUACAAUACCUUUACAACCAAAAAGUAAAAAAUGUAGCUUUAAUGAGAUUUAUAUUAGGCCCAAAUUAUGAGGGAAAUGAAAGAAGAAAAGGGAGAGAUAAAGGAAGUGGAGGUUAAAACAAUGUCUGAAAUGUUCACAUAUAAUGGCGUUCCCCAAAAAUCUGUGUAUAUUCUAGGAGAUGCAGGGUCAGGAAAAACUAGUUUUUGUAAAUACCUGGUCAACUGUUGGUGUUGGCACAUAGUGAGCAACAAGAAGCUAACAAUGAAAAUGAGGACCAUGGGGGUGGAAAUGAAAAACAUGGAGGUGACAAUGAGGGUGAUAAUGAAGAACAUGUUGGUGAUAAUGAAGAACAAUGGAGGUGACAAUGAAGAACAUGUAGGUGAUAAUGAAGGACAUGGAGGUGAUAAUGAAAAUGAAGCUGACUAUAAAAAUGAGGAGCAUUUGGGCAGAAAUGAAAAACAUGGAGGCAACAAUGAAGAACAUGGAGGUGAAAAUCAAGAAAAUGAAGGUGAUAUUGAAGAACCUGGGGUAGAUAAUGUAAAUGAAGGUGGCAAUGAAAAUGAAGCUGACAAAAAAAAUGAGCAUGGACGUGAUAAUGGACGUGAUAAUGAAGAACAUGGAGGUGAUAAUAAGAAACAUGAAAAUGAAAAAGAAAGUGAAGAUAGCAGUGGGAAAUAUGGAAAUGACGGUAAAAAUGAAGGUAGCAAUGACAAGCAUGGAGGUGACAAUGAAGAACAUGAAAAACAUGCAGAUGGCAAUGAAAAUGAAGGUGGUGAUGAGAAACAUAAAGAACGUGAAAGUGACAUUGUAAAUGAAGAGGUAAAAGAGGAAUAUGGAGGAGAUAUUGAAAAUGAAACAAAUAUGGUCCAUAUUAAGAAACAUGGAAAUGAUUGUGAUGACAUGCAGGAUGAAAGUGAUGAUGUAGCAAAACUCUGAAUUAUACAGUGAUGACUCUGAUGGUGACUUGACAGACUCUGAAUUCGACAGUGAAUGACUUUGAAUAUGACAAAAGUUAUGAUCUUAAAUUCAAUGGUGUAAAAGAGAUGAAAAGAUUUUAUUUUUUAUUUUACAUCCCUCUUAGACAGUAUCAAAACAUUAACACUAUUGAUGAAAUGCUUCAACAACGUUAUCAAAUGAAAAUGUUAAACACACUUCUUGAAGAAGAAUCCUCUAGAGUUAUUAUCUUGCUUGAUGGCUUAGAUGAAUGGUCAUC
Molecule: messenger RNA, 1695 nt
Organism: Ruditapes philippinarum (Manila clam)
Lineage: Eukaryota; Metazoa; Mollusca; Bivalvia; Venerida; Veneridae
Exons: 2
Coding region: 549-1418 (289 amino acids)
Source: RefSeq, a predicted model, not a curated record